Messenger RNA from Purpureocillium takamizusanense, 4236 nucleotides. It is a transcript of the gene RGD1, whose product is annotated as Rho GTPase-activating protein, variant 2. Gene Ontology annotation, cellular component: cytoplasm. Gene Ontology annotation, biological process: signal transduction; regulation of GTPase activity. The coding region runs from base 522 to 2858 and encodes 778 amino acids. The record is from RefSeq and is a predicted model, not a curated record. Lineage: Eukaryota; Fungi; Ascomycota; Sordariomycetes; Hypocreales; Ophiocordycipitaceae. The transcript is spliced from 7 exons.
CGCAUCCAUCCGUUUCGUCUUCAACCCUCUUCACACCCACCUCGGCUUGGUUCCCACGGCGGCGCGGGCGCGGUUCUUUCCUGGUCCAACAUUGUUAACAUCGCCCACGCCCUCACUCUCUCUUGUCUUCUUCCCAGACCACCUCAGUGCCCAGGCACCAACGCGUCCGAGGCUCGACACCGUGUGCCUUUCCAUUAGCGGGUGACCGUUCGCCGUCAGACCGGGGGCCGCAUCCCACUCUGGGCAUUUGGCGAUUGGGCUCUCUCUCCCCCUCGCUCUCUCUCUCUCUCUUCCCUUGUGCGGCCAAUUUCCUGCCAACGCGCACCACCGCUGUGCCACAGAUAAUAUCCUUUCCAUCGAAGACGCGCACUCGGCGACGGCGACGGCAACUUUGCUGAGCUCAGUAUCGGUCGUUGGAGCCUACGCGACUGCCUGCCUGCCCCCCGCUGGCGCAGCUUCUGUCGACCCGGCCCCCCACGAUCCCCGUUCCUCCCACCCACGACUCCUCUUCGUCGACCGACAUGGCCGACUUCCGCGCCUCGGGCGGCGACGACGACGCCCUGCCGCCGCCGCCUCAGCAACAAUCGCGGGAUCUCUCCGAACGUCAGUCGCUAGAGGACACGACCCCGCAGCAACAGCAGCAGCAGCAGCAGCAUAGCGAGCGGGACGGUGCUUCCGUUGACGAGGGCCCGGGCGCGAGCCAGAGCACCGACGUAGGCGACACUGCGCCGCGGAGCACUGCUUCCCAGGAGCAGCCUCGGCCAGCUGUCGACCCCGCAACGACCAAGCAGGUCAAUGAUGUGAUGGCUUCCGAGCUCGGUAUCCCGACCCUUCUGAAUCGCCUCAAGCAAAGCAUCGCGUCGGCAAAGGAAUUUGGCCUCUUUCUCAAGAAACGAUCUGUUCUCGAAGACGACCACGCACAAGGCCUAAAGAAGCUAUGCCGCCAGACGCAGGAGAGCGCACGCCGACCCGAGCACAGGCAGGGCUCAUUUGCACAGUCGUACGACGAGAUGGUCUUCAUUCACGAUCGAAUGGCCGAGAACGGUUCCAAUUUUGCGGCUUCACUGCACCAAAUGCAUGAGGAUCUUGUCGAGCUGGCUGCCAGUGCCGAGCGGGGUCGCAAGAGCUGGAAGGCUAACGGCAUGGCGGCAGAGCAAAAGGUUGCCGACCUCGAACAGGCCAUGCGCAAGAGCAAGGCCAAAUACGAUUCCCUGGCGGAAGAGUACGACCGCGCCAGGACUGGCGAGUCACGACCGGGUGGCGGCAAGGUGCUUGGUGCCUUCAAGGCGCAUAAGUCGGCCGCGCAGCAGGAGGAGGAUCUUCUCAGAAAGGUUCAGGCAGCGGAUCAGACCUAUCAAGGUCAUGUCAGUAACCUCCAGACCGAGAAGUCGCAUCUCCAGUCGGCGGUGCGCCCCGAAGCCGUCAAGGCGCUGCAGGAGCUCAUCACCGAGACGGACUCGGCGGUGGCGCUACAGAUGCAGAAGUUUGCCGCUUUCAACGAGAAGCUGCUCUUGGGUAAUGGCUUGAUCGUCAGCCCCUUCAAGGCCACGGGUCUCGAGAACACGAACCAGCCUCGAAGCUUGCGUCAAGCCGUAGCUGCCAUUGACAACGUCAAGGACUUCAAUGACUUCGUGGCGGCUCAGCAUUCCAAGGUGCCCGCGAACACUGAAGUCAAAUACGAGCGGAAUCCUCUUCUGAAGCCACCGACUGCGUCCAUGUCCUCUCAGCCGCCGAUUCAACCUCAAAUGAUGCAUCCACCGCAAACAGUUGGCCAGACCGCGACAUCGCAAGGAGGCUUGUCACAGGCGGCCUCUGCCGCUGGCCAGAGGAGCAGCACUGGCACCUUUAGUCCUCCUGGUGGCUUGAUGAACCCCGGCGGUCUCCCAGAUGGCCCUCAGGAUGCGCAGAGAGGGUUCCAGCAACCUCAUUCCAGGAGCUACAGCCACGGUAAUAUGUUGAUGCAACCGAGUGUCUCGCAGCAGCAACAAUUUUCGUCCAGAAACUCGGUGCAAUCGGCGCCACGCUACGGCAAUGGUACGCUUGGAGGCUCUCAGGGGCCGCCACAGCUUGGCGCGUUGCCUUUCCAGGGGUCGCAGCCGCUGCCUCAGCAGCCUUCCCCUGAUCAGUCCGGAUCUCCGUUUCCCGCCCCGCAGAAUAGACGGGGUAGCACUGGUGGUUUCGGCGGAGCGGCACCUCCUCCAGCUUAUGCUGCGGCAACCCAGGGUCCUCCCGCCCAAACUGUCACUGCGACGAAGCCCGUUUUUGGUGUCCCUCUAGGCCGGCUGUACGAGCGGGACGGGUUGGCCGUACCAAUGGUUGUUUAUCAGUGCAUCCAGGCUGUCGACCUGUUCGGUCUCGGAGUUGAGGGCAUCUACCGUCAGUCCGGUUCCUUGAACCACAUCAACAAGCUCAAGGGCAUGUUCGACGCAGACUCGUCCAACCCGGCUCUUGACUUCCGCAACCCCGAGAGCUUCUAUCACGAUGUCAACAGCGUCACCGGCCUGCUGAAGCAGUUCCUUCGGGACCUCCCCGAUCCUCUUCUGACUCUUGAACAUCACGAUGCUUUUAUCGCUGCGGCCAAGAAAGAUGACGACAUUCUCCGACGCGACUCCCUGCAUGCCAUUAUCAACGCUCUUCCCGACCCCAAUUACGCCACCCUCCGUGCCAUGACGCUGCACCUCCAUCGUGUUAUGGACAACUCACAUGUGAACCGCAUGAACUCGCACAAUCUGGCUGUGAUAUUCGGUCCCACCCUCAUGGGCUCCGACCCGAGCACGGCCAUUGCCGACGCCGGCUGGCAGAUCAAGGUCAUCGACACGAUACUGCAGAACACGUACCAGAUAUUUGACGACGACUAGGGUCUGUUUCCUGAAUAAUAUUUACAGCAAUCCUCCUCGCCUUUGAGUCACCUUCCCUCCCUUUGCCCGAUCAUGCCGGCUGGUGGCGGGAUCGCCCGUCCGCUUAUUGCGGGCAUGGGCGUGUCCUCCUCUCAAGUCUCCUCCGUCUGUACUGUACGAGUAAGUUUUGUGGUGGGUGGUGGUGGUGGUGGGAGGCUCCCUUGCUUUUCUCGUUGCGUCUUGAGCAUGUUUUCCUUUGCGCCGCGUGGUGGGUGGAGCCGAUUGGGCGAAAAUAGGUGACGGGCGGCAGCGACGGGUGGCAGGCAUGUGUCAAAGGGCCUGGAGGACGAGCGAUGGAUGAGCGAAGCCCCCGCUGAGACUGGUGGCGGACGCGAUGUGAUGAUGACCGCGGUAGGAUAGCAGCAAGUCGCCUAGCCUUCGGACGUAAUAAAGCCCUCACCUGUCAUAAUAAGCGCUCGCCAGCCAGCCUUGCUACAUACAAUAACUAUACUGUGGCAUGCGUAACGGCCGUGUCGGCUGUGGUGGUCGACAUCACGAAGUCAUGAGCGUAAGGUAGUAGGCCUAAUCCUACGGGGCGCACACGGUCGUCGCGCGGUUGGUCCAUCAGGCCCAAUUCAUAUCCUGGCGGUAUUUGUGACAUUGACGAUGCUUCAUUUUCCCCGGUUCAUCCAAACCCCUCCCCCAUGCAUGCUAUACACAAUGUUGAAUCACGUCUACAAACGCCUAUCCCCCCAUCCCCCGCUUCCCUCCCUCCCUCCCUCCCUCCCUCCCUCCUCCCACCGCCCGUCCACCAUCGGCUUUAAUGUACCUCGCCACAUGCAAGUUGCCACCAUCCGGCACGACAAAGGGCCCAGGUCCAAGUCGGGGCGGGGCAGAAGGCGGAACACAGCAACAAAAACAACUCCACACCAUCGCCAUGCAAAAAAAAAGAAAAAAAAAAAAAAAAAAGAUAGCUAAACAAGUCCUUCCCCGGAGGGCGGGCUCUGCAAGAAACCACUCAUACUCAACCUUGGCCGCAUGGUUGCGCCGGCUGCAAUACGGCGGCUUUCCUCCUUCUGCUCCAGUGUGCUGAUCAUAACGUCGUGUGAGCGAUUUCUCCUCGUUCCCCAUCGGAUGGAUAAAUGCAAAACAGGGGGAAAUUGAAAUAAAAAGGUAAAGACCUCAAGGAGGUGUGCUAGAGAACAGAUAAAAGUGCGAUGCGUCUCCCGGGGACGCCUUGGACAAAAACAAAUGGCGUAUCGGAACAGCGUGGACAGUGAUACAAGCCUCAUAUCAAAUGCGCUUCAUCUUCGUGCUGGCAGUCAUCACUGCGUCUUAAUGGCUUCGAACAAGCCUAAACUCAAGCUUGUGUCGUUCUCCCCGACAUUGGGCGUUGGUU